Suillus discolor is the source of this 2214-nucleotide messenger RNA. RefSeq lists its product as uncharacterized. Bases 1 to 2214 code for a protein of 737 amino acids. The record is from RefSeq and is a predicted model, not a curated record. The transcript is spliced from 4 exons. NCBI's taxonomy places the organism in Eukaryota, Fungi, Basidiomycota, Agaricomycetes, Boletales, Suillaceae.
AUGGUUGCUGGCCUGAAGCACAAGAUUGUCAUAUUCCUGUCCCACCCGCAUUCCUUCAAUCUACCAAGGAAGCAGGCAAAGACCAAAUCUUGGGACAGUACCACCCAUCAUCUGGUUAUAUAUUCGGAAAGGCGCCAAAUAUCCUCGAGGCCAUGGAAAGUGACCAGUUUGCUUACCGGUGACAUCACACUCCAUUUUACCCCUUUCAAGACCAAGCAGAAUUUGAACUGGGAAAAUUCCUCUGUGAACGCUUCACACAAAGUGAUAUUGACUGGUUUCUCAAGCUUGAAUGGGUUUGUACACCAAGCUAAACCAUUGUUCGGUUCCAAAGACAAGCUACUUGCAUGGAUGGCCUCUCUUCCCACUGGACCAAAAUGGCAUUCAACGACGCUCGAAAUAACAGGAUACCCAACCGUUCAACCGAUACAGCUCAUCUGGCGCAAUGGCCUAGAUGUGGUAGAAGAUCUCUUUGCUAACCCAAUCUUCGCAAACCACAUGACAUAUGACCCACACAUUGUGGUUGAUGGAGCGAAACAAGCAUUCGAGAUUCAGGACCAGCUUCCCAUAGGUGCUACCAUAGUUCCAAUAAUCGUUGCAUCUGACAAAAUGCCCAUGACGUGGCACACUGGAGGGCUCGAAAUGCACCCUAUCUUUGUCUCGCUCGCUAACAUCCAGUCUGACGUGCAGAUGAGAGCAACAAGCCACACUUGGCGAUGUGUUGGCUUCAUGCUGAUUCCAAAAUUUUCUGACGUCCAUACUGACUACCAAACUAUUCUGAGUCAACGGUUAUUCCACAAGUGCAUGGAUAUCAUCUUCGCAGAUGCUAAGGUCGCAGCUAUGGCAGGCAAGUUUAUGCCCGAUCCAUCUGGCCAUGUACGACACUGCUUCACACCUUUGGCUGCUUACACCGCAGAUUUACCAAAACAACAAGCUAUAGCAUGUGUCUCAAAGGUCGCCUCUCCUGUCACGUUGGCCACAUCUCAAUCCUUUGGCGACAGUCAUCGCCACAUGCCAUGCACGAAAGAACACACCCUUUCAGUGAUAUAUGACAUCUGUCAAUGCAUUGAUCCAUGGAGGUUGCGAGAGUUUCAGGAGGAAGCCAAGGCUCACUUGCUAAGUGGUGUUCACCAACCAUUUUGGCGGAAUUGGCGGUUCACAGAUCCUGCUUGCUUCUUAGCAGGGGAAAUUCUCCAUACCUGCCAUAAAUUCUUCUUCGAUCACCCAUUCAAGUGGUCGAAAGAACUGGUGGGUAAGGACGAGCUCGAUGCCCAAUUCCAAAGCCACCAUAAGCGAGUAGGAACGCGCCAUUUUUCAUCUGGAGUAUGUCAGAUGAAACAAAUGACUGGCUGGGAACACCGGGACUUGCAAUGCACCUUGGUACCUUCCAUUGCCGGGGUCGUGCCUCCCCCGUUCAUUCACGCAAUUCACGCUUUGAUCGACUUUAUUUAUAAGGCCCAAAGCCCUGUUUACACUGAUAGCUCCAUUGAUUCCAUGGUUGCGUCUCUCAGAGAGUUCCAUGAUCAUAAGCAAGCAGUCUUAGAUGCAGGAGCUAGACAAGGCACCAAAGGAAUGAUCGACAACUUCCUUAUCCCAAAACUCGAGCUUUUGCAGAGUUUUGCUGCAUUCACCAAGGAUAUAGGCACCCUCAUCCAAUGGACUGCAGAUGUCACCAAGCGCCUUCUCAUCACUCAUUGCAAGCUUCCUUUUGACAGGACAUCUCGCCAGUCAUGCACCUUUACAGAGCAGAUUGUUGAUAUUCUCAACUGCGAGGAAUCAAUGCAGCGAUUUAAGUUGUACCUCUUCCUGCGGAUGCACGACACCCCCCUCACCAAUGCCAUAGUCACAGAAGAGCAAGAAAUUACUGAAACCGACCCUGCUCUUGCAUGGAUUGCCCGCAUCACACCUGGUGAUCCAAAUCAGUGGUGUUUUGUUGGACCUCAUCCGGUUCGAAACCAUUUUCUGAAGGGUAUACUGUCUUCCACUGCGACGACUGCAUUCCACAUUACCGUCACUCCUGAUCGAGCCAAAAUGUCUGUCAAUGACAUCAGGAAACCUGCAUUUUCCCUGAUUGACCUGCAUGGUCUGACAGCCAUAAUAAGCUGCCUACCUCAGAGUAUGACAUAUCAUAUGUCUGACAUCAGACCAGGCAGAUCAUUCAGGAAAAACACACAUAUAUUCCAUCAGAACACCAAUACCAACAGACCUAUCAUAUAA